UGCUGCAAAAACUAUAGAAAAAAAACGAAAAGUCGUCAGUUUUGUAAGGGUUAAUUAGAUAUUUCUUCUUUUUACUAUUUAAAAUCUAUUUUAACUAUAAAAACAAAUUUGCAUUUAUAAGAAAUAAAAUCUACUUGUUAAAUUAUUUAAUGUCUACUUGCUAUUGAAUAUAAUUCUCCAACUCUAAUAGAAAGCAGUGCUGCCUUGAAAACACUGCCACUUUGUAUAUAAUUUUAUUUUUCUUCGGAAGUUGAAAAAGCAAAGCAUUAUAAUGAAAAUGGAGGAAAAAAUAAUAGAAUUUGUAAGAGAUAAUCCAGCUUUAUGGAAUAAAUGCGAUAUUGAUUUUAAAAAUACUAAACUUAAGGAUAAGAAAUGGAAUAAAAUUGCUACAAGUUUAGGUAUAUCAGAGGAUACUGCUAAAAAACGUUGGAAAACUAUAAGAGACCGUUAUUUUCGAAUUUUAAAACUGGAGGAAAACGCUUUACUAAAUCAGCAGGGACAUGUUACCAAAUACAAAUAUGCUGAUAUGUUGGGAUUUCUUAAAGGCAAUAGUACAAAAAAUAAAAGAAGUUCCUUAAAUAUUUGUACCGACGAUCCCAAUAACAUUAAUCUUAAUAGUCAUGAAUUUUUAAUGGAACCUGAGGAAAAUUCUAUUAAAUAUGAAUAUAUUGAUGGUAUUGAAGAAACCCCUAACGAAAAUCAUGAUAAUUCCUCAACUUUAGAGUGUUGCUUUCAGCAACAAAAUGAAAAUAUAGAAUCGAAACCUGCAAUUUCUAGCAAUAAUUCUCCGGCUCAUCUUUUUAUGAUGAGUUUAGCUCUUCAAAUCGAUAGGUUUUUAAAAUCAUCGAAGUAA
Molecule: messenger RNA, 853 nt
Organism: Lucilia sericata (common green bottle fly)
Lineage: Eukaryota; Metazoa; Arthropoda; Insecta; Diptera; Calliphoridae
Product: transcription factor Adf-1-like
Exons: 4
Coding region: 272-853 (193 amino acids)
Biological process (GO): regulation of transcription by RNA polymerase II
Cellular component (GO): transcription regulator complex; nucleus
Source: RefSeq, a predicted model, not a curated record